This is a messenger RNA of Topomyia yanbarensis, 3054 nucleotides long. Its product is annotated as centrosomal protein of 162 kDa. The record is from RefSeq and is a predicted model, not a curated record. The coding region runs from base 206 to 3040 and encodes 944 amino acids. The transcript has 7 exons. Gene Ontology annotation, biological process: cilium assembly. NCBI's taxonomy places the organism in Eukaryota, Metazoa, Arthropoda, Insecta, Diptera, Culicidae. Gene Ontology annotation, cellular component: centrosome; axonemal microtubule; centriole.
ACCCAUCCCUCGCGAUCCUUUUAGUGCAAAACACAAACAAAAAAGACAAAAAGGAUAACGCAAGCAAGAACCAAGCUCUAGACGGGAAAAUUUUCCGUGGCGUGAUUUUAAUUUUUUCCUCCUAACAAAUGUGUUUAAAGGUUGUUAUACUGAUUUGUUUUGCUUUGUCAUGAAAUUCACGUAGAUUCGGUAUCGUGUUGAAUAAAUGUCGCUCUGGCAGCAGCAGAAGCUAGCCGCUGCUAGUCCGGAAAUGGGUGGAUCAAGUGUAAUGGAAAAAUUGCUCGAAGCCCAACAGCAGCAACUGGAUGACAUAACGAGUGAAUCGUCAUUCUUGGAGUUUCUCCGAAACGAGCAAAGCUGCUUGGCAGCGGUAAUAUCUGGAAGUUGCGGUAGCGCCAGGGUUGCCGUUAAGGAAAACGGUUCCCGGGAAGAUGUAGAUGUGGAUAGAAUAUUUGAGCAGGUGAGCCAGCUGGCUGGGACGGGGGAAGACAGCAGAAGUGUCGAUGAGAUCCUGCAGGAGGCGGAACAGUUGAUAAGAAAGCAGCCGGUUUUCGGGGAAGUGAGUAGUCGGAAUGAUGAUAGCUCGCCUGGGGAUGGGUUGUUACCGACGGAACAGACGACUAGUGCUUUGAGAGAUAUUUCAUGUGAAUCGACGCCAACGGAGAUGAGAGGUGGAGUACUGGAAGAACUGGAAGUGCUUGCGAUGAGAGAAGACGGAUUUCAAGAGGUUGACAAGAUAAAUAUUCAAGACGAGGACACCGAUCCAUCGGCAAUAGAUUUAUCCCGCCGUCGAAGUUUCGUCAUCUGUACGACCGAACAACAGGACGACCAAACCUAUCGACGACCCCACUCAGAUCUAACAUACACUGUACCCCUGCCGGUGUCAGUACCAGUGCCAACCGAAAUGCGCACCAAGAAAAAUAGCGCCACUACGUCCACCGGGAAAAUUUCUCCUGCUACAAGCGGAAAAGUGUCCACGCCAAAGAAACGAACCAACAUCGGUAAAUCAACGCUGACAGCGCCUCGCAAAUCCGCCGAAGAUAACAAGGAAAAUCAACUGUUGAGCCACGAUGAUCGAAUCAAAGAUCUGGAAGAAAUCUACAAUUUGACAUUGAAUGACACACGAAGAGAGCGCAACAGUUCAUCGCCGGUAGCGGCGAUCACUAGACAGAAGACCUUCUGCGACAAAUCAACGGCCCCCUCGCCAACUCACUCUGCAACCCCGAUUAUCGACGACUCAUAUAGUUGGACAAAGGAACGUGAACUGGAGAGCAGUAUCAGCGAACUUCAGGAAAAAUUGAAGGACACUAAAGAGCGGUACGAGAGUUUGAAGAUUCAGUACGACACGUUGUCGCAAGUGCACCGAGCGCUGCGGGAGAAUCAUGGAACGGUACAGGAGGAAAAUGAUAAGUUAAAGCUGGAAGUUCAACACCUGACGGAAUGUGCCAAUGUCUUAAGAUCUGAACUACAAUCCGCGCGAAGUGAUCGAGAUGCUGCCCUCGAGCUGCAAAAGAUACUUCAGUCGGAGCUAGAGGAAUCUCGGCGGGAGAAGAAACGGUACCAGGAACUUAACGAGAAGGAUGCCAAAACAAUCCAGGAUUUACAGCGCCAGUGUCGCGAGAUGGAACGGAUUCUGAUGCGAAAGCAUCCAGAUUCGGUAUCAGCACUGAUCGUGGCCAGUAAGCAAACUGCCAACAGCAAACCGGGCGAAGAUGCUUCCCAGACGCGUCGUCUGUUGGAGCAGCGCAUUGCGCAGCUGGAAUCGGAUGCCAAGGAGCAGGAUGCUAAGGCACAAGGUAUUCUAGCAAACGUUCAAGCUCGCUUCAAUUCCGUACAGGCUAAAUACGAAACGCACAUUGCCGAUCUGGAGAUGCAGGUGCUCAGUCUGCAGGAGAUUAAUUCCAAGCUGAAUGAAAAAAUCAUCCGGCAGAUUGAUGAACUCUCCAGUAUUACGAGUCACUCGGCUUCUUCGCUGCCCAGGGUAGCGGCGCAAACCAGCAGCAACUUUACGCAAACCGAAGAUUUCCCCGAAAAGGAGUGUAUUAAAACACGAUCCAUUUCAGUUCAAACGGAUAGCAAAUUAACGGGUGCCGUGGUCGCUGGUGGACGCACCCAGGCGGCAUCCACGACGAAACGCGCUGCUUCUGCCAGUGCGGGUGCAAAAAUUCCCAACUCCCUGUCGGACUCACACAUUCAGAACCGAGAGGAUGCUCAUCUACUUGCCACGAUUCGAGGAAUGCGAGUGGAUUUGGCCAUCAAGGAAAAGGCCGUUCAACGGCUUACUCGCGAGUUGGAAGAUUGUAAGAAAACUAUCAAGAAGCUGCAGAAGGAGCGUGAUGCUUAUCUGAGACCGGAUGGAAAACCUACGAGUAGCACGAAGGGUAAAAUCUACGAUCCUUCGCAAUUUUCUGAUGGAAGUGCGUGCGAAAAUGGCGCACUAAAGGAUGCACAUCUUAAGAUUAAGCUGCUGGAGGCAGACUACAAAACGUUGCACGAUAAGAGGUUGCAGGAUCUUAAAACGCUUCAAGCAGCUCACGAGCGAGAGUUGGCCGCCUGUCAUGAAACGGUUCGAAUCUUACAGCAACGUUUGACCGAACGGGAAGAGCAUGCACAUACCAAGGAGAAGCGUCGACCGAACCACAACAUCGACUACUAUGCACUGAAAGCGAAGGUGACCUCGCUGGAACGCCGCCACACGGAGCGCGAACAGCGCCUCCACAUGCUAGUGGAAGCUCUCAGCAAGGGAGGAAGAUUGAAUGGUGUACACAUUCGUUCAUUGACCGCUGGCGGUGCUGCUGCUGCUGCUGCUAGUACCGUGACAACCGCCACCACAAUCGGUGACGAAGAAAACCACAACCCAACUAUUGGCAACAACCGUAAGAGCAACGUUGUAAACGCCCAUCAACACAAUAAUGCGACCACCGUUGGAGGGAAUCUUUUUCAGAAUGCAAACCAGAUUUUCAAACUACUGUCUACCGUUUUGCCGAGAAGAAGAUACUCGCAAGCAGCAGUAAACAAGUUAUCUAAUAACAUUCAAUAAAUGAGUUCAAUUAA